This is a messenger RNA of Exophiala oligosperma, 1577 nucleotides long. RefSeq lists its product as uncharacterized. The coding region runs from base 191 to 1312 and encodes 373 amino acids. Gene Ontology annotation, molecular function: protein binding. NCBI's taxonomy places the organism in Eukaryota, Fungi, Ascomycota, Eurotiomycetes, Chaetothyriales, Herpotrichiellaceae. The record is from RefSeq and is a predicted model, not a curated record. The transcript has a single exon.
GGCAGAUUCGCCAGAUUCACCAGGUUUACCUUACUUCACUCAUGCUUUACUCUGUGGCAUAACCCAAGACCCUCAAACGACCUUCUUCCUCCCUCCGAACCUCCACGAUUCCCUAGAUCAGAUCUCACUUGCAACCUCAAACUUCCUCCCCAUACCAACUUUUCAUCACUCGACAGUCACCUACCCAAACAUGGCUGUCAAAAAGAAAGAAGCCGCAAAGAGUGACUCGGGCCCUUCGGCGGAAAUCCUUGGACUGGUUGGACACUAUCUCACAUCAUUCGGCCUCGAGUCCACGCACAAGGCGUUCCAGAAGGAAGUGAAAACGCUUCAGAAACGCUCGGGCUGGCCUGCGCCGACCGAUGCCGCGACAGUCAGCGAUCUGGUGCCAGCUUUUGAACUUGGCCUCUUGUCGAUGGUGCAAGAUGCGAUGAAGAGCAAUGCCUCGUCAUCGAAUGACACUGAUGAAGACUCUGACUCCUCCGACAGUGACGAUAGCACAUCGUCCUCAGACGACUCGGGGAACGACAGCGACGGUGAAGAUGAUCUCAGUAGUAGCGACAGCGACAGCGGUGAUGACAGCGAUGACAGCAGUAGUGACGAGUCAUCUGCAUCAGACAAACUUCCACAAAAGGCCAGCCAGAAGAAGAAGAUCCUCAAGCGCUCCGCCUCAACCUCUUCUUCGUCCUCUUCCUCAUCUUCAACCUCGGAGUCUUCAAUCGACCGCGAGGAAGAAGUAACCGUGAAGCCAACCGCCACGAAGAAUCUUAAGCGGAAGGUCGAGGUUUUGAGCUCCUCAGACUCGUCGUCGGAUUCCGGUUCCGACUCUGAUUCAUCCUCGGACGAUGAUCACCCUGUGAAACGAGCAAAAGUGGUCCCAACUACCAAAGCCACCGAGAAAUCCUCGAGGGAACUGUCAUCAGGAUCAGACAGUGACUCCAGUGAGGACGAGGCCGCCGAUGACAGAACCCACGGCGCAAAGCUGACGCCCGAACCAGACGAAAACUCCGACUCGUCCAACACCGUGAUGGGAGACAACAUGGCUGCCGACUCAAAACCGGAUUCGACCAAGCCCCCUAAGAAGCAUGUCGGUGCGAGACCGACCCCACUGGCACAACUUUCGGCUCAAGCUACGGUGGAUAGUCACAUCAGCAAUGCCUAUCAAAGCUACGACUAUGCGGAUCGUGCAUACAAGGACCUCUCCGUGACUCGAGGCAAAGGCUUCACCAAGGAGAAGAACAAGAAGAAGCGUGGCAGUUAUCGUGGAGGAGCCAUCGACAUCAGCGGUGGUAAAGCGUUCAAGUUCGACGACUGAUUUUACUUGCAAAGUAGUACUACCGCGUGGGCAAAGCGAAGGGGUACAUCGAAUAUGGAGAGAACGAGUCAUGAUGGGUGAUGGUGACGGUUGGUUGUGGUUUUUUUCCUCCUUUUUCUCCAAAAAUGCAAAUGCAUCCUUGAAGCAUUGGGGACGGGUAAUUCUUUUUCAGCGAAAAGCAUGGAGUUGGUGGUCCUGGACCAGAGAGAACAAGAUAGCGCUAUAUCCUUAAGACACACACAUCAGCAUGAUAAAUCGGAGAGAG